AUGCCGUCCGCUCUUUGGGCCGCGGCAACUGCCGCUGCUCUCACCUCUGUGAGGGCGGCUUCGCUGAGCGACGUGUGCACAACCUCGUAUGCCCAGUCGGCGCUUCCGGCCGACGAUGUCUACCCGGGCAUCACCAUCGACAAGACGUCGGUCCAGGCCGCCAUCACCGCCAACUCGUCCGUCAGCUCCGAGUGGUAUCCUUCGGCCGUCGUCGACUACUGCAACGUCACCUUCGCCUACUCGCACAACGGCAUCGCCAACGACAAGGUCCACGUUUCCUACCUCGUCCCCGCCCCGGACAAGUUCCAGAACCGCUACCUCUCCACCGGCGGCGGCGGCCUGGCCAUCAACUCGCAAGCCUCGUUCAGCCCGUCGGGCAUCAUCGUCGGCGCCGUGUCCGGCAUCACCGACGGCGGCUUCGGCUCCUUCUCCACCCAAUGGGACGAAGUCUUCCUCCUGGCCAACGACACCAUCAACUGGCAGGCCGUCUACAUGUUCGGCUACCAAGCCCACCACGAGCUCGCCACCCUGGGCAAGCAGUUCACCCGCAACUUCUUCAGCGUCCCCGCCAGCUCCAAGCUCUACUCGUACUACCAGGGCUGCUCCGAGGGCGGCCGCGAAGGCUGGUCGCAGCUGCAGCGCUUCGCCGACCAGUUCGACGGCGCCGCGGUCGGGGCGCCAGCCUUCCGCUACGGACAGCAGCAAGUCAACCACCUGACGUCCAACGUCAUCGAGCAGACGUUGGACUACUACCCGCCGUCGUGCGAGCUGGAGAAGAUCGUCAACCUCACCAUCGCCGCGUGCGACCCCCUCGACGGCAACCCGGACGGCGUCAUCGCCCGCUCCGACCUCUGCGCCCUCCACUUCGACAUCAACUCCACCCUCGGCGCGCCCUACUCCUGCGCCGCCACCACCGGCUCCGGCCCCGGCGGCCUCUCCCGGCGGCAGAUGCCCGCCGCCGCCACCCCCGCGCAAAACGGCACCGUCUCCGCGCGCGGCGUGGCCGUCGCGUCGGCCAUCCUCAGCGGGCUUCACGACAGCGCCGGACGACAGGCCUACUUCUCGUACCAGCCGGGCACCAGCUUCGUCGACGGCGCGACGGCGUACGACGACGCGACCGAGACGUGGGGGCUCGACGUCAGCGGCCUCGGCGGCGAGUGGGUGGCGCGGUUCCUGCAGCUGCAGGACGCGUCGACGCUGUCGUCGCUCGCCAACGUCACGUACGACACGCUCGUGGAGUGGAUGAAGCUCGGGCAGGCGCGCUACGAGGAUUCGUUGCAGACGACUUUCCCGGACCUGGCGCCGCUGCGCGACGCCGGCGCCAAGGUGCUGCAUGUGCACGGCGAGCAGGACGAUUCGAUCCCGACGGCGUCGUCGGUGAGGUACUAUGAGUCGGUGAGGGAGAUCAUGUUCCCGGGGGUUGGGUACAACGAGAGUGUCGAGGAGCUGGAUGCGUUUUAUCGCCUGUAUCUGGUGCCUGGGGCGGGCCACUGCGGGGUGAAUUCGAAGCAGCCGAAUGGCGGGUGGCCGCAGACGACGCUGCAGACGGUGAUUGAGUGGGUGGAGGGCGGUGUGGCGCCGGCGACGCUGAACGGGUCGGUGGGCAUCGACCAGAUUUGCAGGUGGCCGCUGAGGCCGCUGUGGUCGGGCAACGGGACGGCGUUCGACUGUGUCUACGACCAGGAGUCGAUCGAUACUUGGAAGUAUGACCUCAGUGCGUUCAACAUGCCGGUCUAUUAG
This is a messenger RNA of Diplodia corticola, 1740 nucleotides long. Its product is annotated as tannase. The coding region runs from base 1 to 1740 and encodes 579 amino acids. The transcript has a single exon. NCBI's taxonomy places the organism in Eukaryota, Fungi, Ascomycota, Dothideomycetes, Botryosphaeriales, Botryosphaeriaceae. The record is from RefSeq and is a predicted model, not a curated record.